CUUGGGAUUACCAUUUCAUUACCUUGAGUCGGACAUGUCCGCGAGGUUCAAAUUGCUCCUGUGGACAUAAAAACACAAGCAACCUACCUGGCGUCAUGCACAAUCUUGUCAUCUCGCUCCUGGACCUCAGGACAGUAUUCCAUUAGGGGCAUUUCAUCAAUAGGACUCACUUUGUCCCGCAUCCUUGGGUCAUAAGCCAUGUCAAUCCGGAUGUCGGACGACGAACGUCUCCGGGCCAGGAAGCCGCUGGCGCCGCCGCAGCCAGGAUAUCUGCCAACGGCAGGGUCGCCAUUGACGGUCGACCAAGAACUGUACAAGGCCAUCCAGCAGGGGCCGAGGGAGCUGGUUGAAUCGUUUACGUUACCUAUCCGUUCCGGGCGCGCGUGGAAGGCACCGGCCAAGAGCAUCGUCAGGAUAAGCACCCCUGAAGGGCCUCAGGUGGGGGACUUGAACAUCUGGAACGCGGACAAUCCACGGGAGAGAUUUUGGGCUUCUCGAACGAAGCAAUUGCACUGUUCCCACGUUACAACAUAUGAUCGUCUCUGGUCAUGCCUUCCGUUCAUGCGUCCUCUAUGUACAAUCAUCGCCGACUCGCUAUCCUGGUACGGUCAGGACGAGACCGGUGGCCGCGUCCACGAUCUGCUCGGAACCCGCUGUGAUCCGUAUAUCAACACCCUAUUGUCCGGGCCGGAAGCCUCGUACGAUUACCACUGCCAUUCCAACCUGACCAGAGCUGUCAUGCCCUUUGGUCUCACCGAGUACGAUGUGCACGACGUCAUCAACUUGUUCCAGGUAACAGGGUUGGACAACAAGGGCAGGUACUUCAUGAAUCCUUCCCCGGCGCACGCGGGCGACUACAUCGAAUUCUUUGCCGAGCAGGACCUGUUGAUGGCAUUGUCAACAUGUCCUGGCGGAGACCUGUCAUUGUGGGGGUUCGGCAGCGACAGCGAGAAGGAGAUGAUCAACUGUUGUCGACCACUCAAGGUCGAAGUGUUCAAAAUGGUGGAUGAGGCAAAGAUCUUGGCCGGGAAAUGGGAAACCGCCCAACGCCCAGAUUACCGUGGAGCUCACGGCAUGACAGUCCCUGAAGGAGACAAGAGAUAAGGUGUCGGAAAGGGCAGAUCAAAGUCUGGCUCUUGGGGAGCCAUGAUAUCGUCACCGGCUCGCCAUCUCCUGUUGACCUUUUGUAGCCUUGACAUCUUCCGGCUUGUUGAAGACCACGGUCAUAGCCUCCUCCAAUAUUGCGAGACCACGGUUAAUCUCCUCAUGGGAAAUGACUAAAGGAGGCACAAUUCGGAGAACGCCAUCACCAGCUGUGAUAAUGAGCAAACCUCUCUCUCGAGCAGCCGUGAUGAUUUCCGUAGCUUUGUCCUUGGCAGAGUCGCUCAGUUGGUAACCGACAAUCAGUCCCCUGCCCCUGACUUCUGAGACAACACCAGGGAAUUUUUCCUUCAUCGUCUCGUACGCACUGAAGAAAAGAGUUGACUUGAUCCUGACUUCCUCUUGUAGCUGCGGCUUGGCCAGGCGUCCGAAGACAUGGUGAGCCACUCUACAAGCAAAAGGGUUGCCACCGAAGGUGGUACCAUGAUCGCCUGUCUUAAUGAAAGGUGCAACAGUCUCGCCAGACACGAGAGUCGCUCCGAUUGGGAUUCCAUUACCAAGAGCUUUGGCGGAUGUGAGAAUGUCAGGAUGCACUUCUGAGGCGGUAUAGGCCCAGAGAUCCCCGGUGCGUGAUAGACCGCACUGAAUCUCGUCGAAGAUCAGCACAGCUCCAACUUCGUCACAUCUCUUGCGUAGUGCCUGCAAAAAUUCUGGAGUAGCCAUGUUGAUACCUCCUUCACCCUGAAUGGGCUCAACAAUCAC
This is a messenger RNA of Exophiala xenobiotica, 1863 nucleotides long. RefSeq lists its product as uncharacterized. The transcript is spliced from 2 exons. The record is from RefSeq and is a predicted model, not a curated record. NCBI's taxonomy places the organism in Eukaryota, Fungi, Ascomycota, Eurotiomycetes, Chaetothyriales, Herpotrichiellaceae. Bases 199 to 1104 code for a protein of 301 amino acids.